UUGAAGUUAUAACUUAAGUUCGAAUUUUUAUAAUAGUUUAAUACAAUUAAAAUUUUGAAAAAGAUGAGAGUUUGGCGACCACAGACAUGUUUUUUAAUAUGUAUGAUCCUAAAGCUUAUGGCGGUUGUAAUUUUAGCUAGUUUGUUUUUGAAGAAAACAGCAAUUCUCUUUGUAAAUCCGAAACUAGUGGAGCUGAAUGAUUUUCAAAUUUUUAUGAAUGAUUGGUGCCGGGUAAGACAGGCAAGAACGGAAACUCAGAGCAUCUUAGCGUCAUGUCAGGAUCAACUGAAAUGGACGUACGAUCAAAAUGGUACAGAAACUAAUGCUUCUAUGAGUUUUAUUUCCAAGUGGGAUCUAAAGCCAGCCGGGCAAUUUAGCCGAUUUUUCAUUCAAACGGUUUCAAGUGAAGGAGCUUUGAAAACGACCGGAGGAGACUGGUGGAGAGUACGAAUUCGUAGUUCUGUAGCAUCCUUGCCGUCAACGGUAUUUGAUCAUAGAGAUGGGACGUAUGAAGUGAUAUUCUUGAUUGUGGAGCACGGAAUCUACUAUCUGGAUAUUACACUCGAUCACUCGCUAUGCAAUGGCUUCAAAGAUCCACCACAAAACUGGUUUAUUCUUGGAAAUGCCCAAGGAAAAAUGCAGCCAAAUGGAGUUUUGAGAGGUCGUGCAAAACAAGACUACUUACUUCAGCCUUUCCAAGAUGGGAGAAAAUUAACGAUAAAUAUAGGACUUCCCGAUGGGAGAGGCUUGUUUGUCUUCAACAGUUUGCCCAGAGAUAUUCUCCUGCAGCUGGGGAAGAAGUUUGACUUAAGUUGUGGAAUGAAAUGUCAAAUGAUAUGGGAUGGUUAUGGAAGAUGGGCAGAUGAGAAAUGGAAACCUUAUUUGAAAGCCAGAGAUGGGAAAGUAGAAAGCAAGAAUCUCGACAAGAAUGAUGAUGUAAGCCAAACAAGAAGUCCACUGUACAACACAUUAUGGAUUUAUGGAGAUUCACAAGCGAAACGAAUGUAUGAGGAAGUUCAAAACACGAGUUUGUGCAAGACAAUUUUCAGAGUUUGCAAACUGAGUAGUAACUGGGUUUAUGCGUACGAGGGAGAAAUGCCAAGACAAGAUGAUCUAGAUUUUGAUUACAAAAGAAUAACUAAUGACAUAAAAAGAGUUUUAGAUGUUGAAGAGAUGUCUGAAAACAGUGUAAUGGUUUUAAAUCUUGGACUUCACUUCGUACAAGCAACCAACUUUUCCAAUUACAUAAAGCUGCUUCGUGGAGUUGUGGACGUUAUCGAAACCCGUCAACGAGAAGGAAAGAAAAAUGUGAGACUGAUUUGGAAAACUACCACAGAAAUUUCUAAGCACAAAGACACUAAAGAUUUGCUUUACUGUGAUUUUAAAAGAUUUUUUACUAAUGCGCGUGUCGCAAUGUACAAUGCAUAUGCGACGUCAUUCAUGUGUCAAAAGGGAUUUGAGAUUCUGGAUGUUCAUCCGCUGACAGCAUCUUAUCCAGGUGGCACAGGUGGGCCAAAAAUAGAAUUUUACAAAGAGCAUGAUGUAGUUCAUUACAAAAGGCAUGUAACAAAACCUUUUGAAGAUCUUCUUACUGAAUAUCUGCUGGGAAAUGUACCAAGACAAUUAAACUUUAAAAAUUAUCAGUUUUCCUAACAGUGCAAUAAAAGUAUAAAACUACUCUUGAAUUGUACCAGAAAAUUAAAAUUCAAGACUUUAGGAUACUAGAUAUAGGUAUAGAAUGAUUGUAUAGAAGAUGACAUAUAUUAUCGGUACAUCGCCGAUGGGAUUAAUGGUCGGUCGUGUAUUGCUUUGGUAUAAUCAAUAGUCAGUAAUGACGUUCAAAGACUGUCGCAUCAGCGAUGUCGAUCAUUGUGACCGGUAGUUGAUUGCUGAAUUGAAUUACAAGUUGAAACAAUGACAUGCUAAAUGAAACAGAACAUUGUCUCCAGUUUUCACCUAAUCCUUGAUGAACUUUGCUCAAACACUUUGUUCCAGCAAGCAGAUUCUUAUUUAGUAUAAACAACUAAAUCUUUCUAUACAUGUUAUUUGCAACUAGGAAAUGGCACGAUCUAUAUAAAUAUAAUUGAUCUUCCUGAAUCAGAUUAUGCAUGAUAGGUCUUUCAUAUACGCCAAGGCGUGAAUUCAUUUUGACAUGUUUUCAUUUUUCAUUGCAAAAGCCCCAAACCUUGCAACUACGAGAGUAAAUUGGUUUCAUUGCAUUUUUAUACUAUACGAUAUAUUUUAAUCAUUCUAACUAAUCAGUGCUGAUUAUGAUCGGCCGGAAACGGCAAAUCUGUUCAACUAAAAUUGAAAAUGAAUUUACAGUGGUAUUAUAGCUUCGCAAUAUCAACACAAUAAAAUGCGAUAUUCGCACACAUACAGCCUAUAUUCAUGCUGCAAAAAGAUUUCAACAUUCGCUGAAGUCGCGUAUUGUGAUGAAAAAGACGCUGAAUUUAGGAAAUAGUGAGUGUAUGAAAACUGGAAAGAUCUAUGACACUUCAUAUGUUUAAAAACCUGAAGAAAUUGAUUUCUUUAAUUAAUUUGACCAUCACUGAUUGGUUAUUGUGUCGCAAAAGAAAGAAAAUCAUCAGAAAUUCAACAACAAAAAUGCUUUUAUUCUUAGGAUGGAUUUAGCCACGGUUUGAUAUUUUAAUUACAACCUUUUCCCUAAUUGGUUUUGGCUUUGCGAAGUUCAUAAUUGAAAAUGGGUAAACAAAAUAGAGAUUUUUGUAUACAGUGCAGACCGACAGUUAGAUAGAAAAAAUGUUUUGGACUCUGCGGUUCCUUUUGGCAUUCCAUUGCAGGUGUUCCGCAACUGUUUUGCCGCCAAAUCAAUGCAUGGCUAGACUAAGAUAUGAUUUAUUGUAAAAUUUAUACAUGGCAGAUAAUUGAGAUAUGAUCUAGAAGCUUUAAAAUGCUUUAAAAAAAAUACGAUUAUCUAUCCAUAUGACCGUAAGUAUAAAUCUGUCAUUAUCCUAUGGUUGUAGCCGGUUCACCGAUUCAAAUGCACAAGAUUGAUUCAACGUACUCAGUCUCAGUACUCUAAUUGACAACACCUAAGCCAUGCAAAGUCUUCCAAAAGAUGAAACCUAUAUUUCAAAAUGUUGCAUAUUAUAUAUUCAUCAUUAAGAACAUUUCCUUGCACUUAUUGAGAAUUCAUUUCAUCGUGCACAAUCUAUUGACAGAGGCAUUUUUCUUCAAAGAAUUUAUUAAUUUAACCUGAUGCGGUGUAUUUUAUGUUUUCAUCUGUCCAGCUAACCUGCUAAAGAAAAAAAUUUGGUUGUGAUCGCAUUAUAUCAUACACAUCCAUUAGCCGACAACAAGCUCAUUAAAAGGCCAUUUCCAAUUAUUUCGUAUUUUAAUCAGGCAACACAGAAAGUGCAAUUAGAACGCAAUACUGGUGUAGGUAGCCAAUGAAAUUGCCCAAUUCAGAACACGUGUCCCAACCUAUUUCUGUGUUCUGUAUGAAACAUUCAGCUGAAAGAAAUGUCUCACGAUCUUUGAGCAUUGGGCAUAAGGCAAAACGAAGAUACUUGAGCGAAAUUUCAGGUCAAAUUUACUGUAACUCAGUGUAGCAAGAAAAUUCAAGAGAGAAAGGACUCAUUUUUGUUGUAGAAGAUCUUGACCCGUGUCGAAUUGACGAACCCGAUCUGUUGCCAGGCAAGCGCGCCAACGGCAUAACUGAUUCUUUUCAGUUCUCAGGUAUU
Molecule: messenger RNA, 3707 nt
Organism: Dendronephthya gigantea
Lineage: Eukaryota; Metazoa; Cnidaria; Anthozoa; Malacalcyonacea; Nephtheidae
Exons: 5
Coding region: 64-1653 (529 amino acids)
Source: RefSeq, a predicted model, not a curated record